AUGGGAAGAGGUAGAACAAAAGGAAAGAAGCUAUUGAACGGUAACCAAGACGAUCCAAAUAGCGGUGAGGAAGAGAAAAUUCCUGCUCAGAGAAAAAGGGGAAGGCCGCAAAAAUCACCUAAGGACGAAAAAGAUGAGAUAAACGAAGCUCAAAAACAGGAAGACGAAGAAGAUAGCGAGGAUACAAAGAGUGUAACAGGACAGAAUGGGAAAAGGCAGAAAAGGAACGGGCCUGUCAAGGAGAACGAUGAGUUGGUGAAGGAUGACAAUGUUAACGGAAAUGGGAGGGGACCGUGCAAUGAGGUGUCGACUAAAUCCAAUGGUUUCCGCCAUAGUGGGAGCAGGCGAAAGAACAAACCACGUCGAGCGGCUGAGGCAGUUAUCGAAUGCAACUGA
This is a messenger RNA of Striga hermonthica, 396 nucleotides long. Lineage: Eukaryota; Viridiplantae; Streptophyta; Magnoliopsida; Lamiales; Orobanchaceae. The record is from the annotation of a GenBank genome assembly.